CUAGAGGAGAGCAUCGCAGUAACCGCCUAUCAACAGCUGCGGCCGCAUCCGGGCAUUUCCGAAGCUCAAGAUGGCGGAUUUGAACAGGCAGCUGCAGGAGUACUUGGCUCAGUCCAAGGGAGGCGUCGGUGGCGGCGGCUCGGUCCCUGUGUCGGUGCCCCAGAGUUCCCCGCGGGAGGAAGCGGAGAAGCCGGCCUCGGGCCUGGGGUCCUGGCUGGGCCGGCUCAAUCCCUUCCCGUCCUCCGCGGAGACCUGGGCGUUCGGGGCCGAGCCGGAGCCGGAGCCCUGGCUGCCGACGGGCCUGUCGCGCUGGCAGCGCCUCGUGGGGAGCGCCCUCUGCUUGCUGCUGGCCGCGCUCUGCUUCGGCCUGGCCGCCUUGUACGGCUCGCUCCUGCUGCUGAGGAAGUUCGCGCUGCUCUGGUCGCUGGGCUCGGCCUUCGCGCUGGGCGCCGCCGCCUUCCUGAGGGGCCCCAGCCGCCUCCUGGGCGAGCCCGACCGCCGCGGCCUGGCCCUGCUCUACCUCGGCUCCGUGGGCGGCACGCUCUACGCCGCCCUGGCUCUCCGCAGCACCUUGCUCACCACCUUGGGCGCCGCCGUCCAGCUGGCAGCCGGCGCGGCCUACCUGCUCUCCUCGGUGCCAGGCGGGGCCGCCGGGCUGCGCUACCUCGGAGGCUUCCUGGGCGGGUUUGUGAGGCGAGGCGUAUCGAAAACGCUCCCCGUGUGAAGGCCCCUCGGCCAGGCCAGCCUCGGGAAGCAGCCUUGGGCCCUUCCCCAGAAGGAUGUGGCCUCCAGUUGGUCCCAGAAUGCUUCUUACCGUGUGUCCUGUCAGUCUGAAGAGACCAAGGGUAAAAGAGAAGCUAAAGAGUACUACUAUGCUUUGUUAUUGCUGCACAAGACUGUCUAGAUCUGACUGUCCUCAAGUUGGUCCCAGAAUGCUUCUGAUUCUGUAUCCUGUCAGGCUGAAGAGACCAAGGAUAAAGAAGAAGCUAAAGAGUAUUACUAAAUGCCUUCCUACUUUUGCACAAGGCUGUCUAGACCCGACUGUCCUCAAAUCGAUCCCAGAAAGCUUCUUAGCAUGUAUCCUGUCAGCCUGAAUCGACCAAGGAUAAAAGGAGAAGCUAAAGAGUACUACUAAAUGAUUUCUAAUUGCUGCACAAGACUGUCUAGACCCAUCUGUCCUCAAGUUGAUUCCAGAAAGCUUCUUACCAUGUAUUCAGUCACUCUGAAGAGACCAAGGAUAAAGGAGAAGCUAAAGAGUACUACUAUGCUUUCUCAUUGGUGCACAAGGCUGUCUAGACCCGACUGUCCUCAAGUUGAUUGCAGAAAGCUUCUGACUGUGUAUCCUGUCACUCUGAAUCGACCAAGGAUAAAGGAUAAGCCAGAGUAUUACUAAAUGCUUUCUUAUUGCUGCACAAGGACACCUAGAUCCAACUGUCCUCAAGUUGAUCCCAGAAAGCCUCUGACUGUAUAUCCUGUCAGGCUGAAUGACCAAGGAUAAAGAAGCAGCUGAAGAGUACUACUGGGACUGUGUUUCGUUAUUGAGCCUUUCAGAGGAAGACUUGAGAAAGGCAUUUGGUUGCAGCAUAAACAGAAAAGCACAAGACCGUCUAGAUCUGACUGCCCUGAGGAAGACUUGAGAAAGGCAUUUGGUUGCAGCAUAAACAGAAAGGCAUCUGCACAAGACCGUCUAGAUCUGACCGCCCUUAAGUCUGUUCCAGAAACCCUCUUACUGUGUAUCCUGUGGGUUUGAGGAAAUCAAGGAUAAUAGGGCAGGUAAAGAGCAUCACUGUGACUAUGCUUCCUUGCUGUGUCUUUCAGAGGAAGCUCAGAAAGGCAUUUGGACUCAGUGUAAACAGAAGAUUUACAACUUGGAACUGUGCACAACAGCAGCUAUAACUAGAUGGGGAGCAAUUAUUUCUAUAGUUGGCCCCAAGUUCUAGGCAGUGGUGAUACUGGGCCUAAAUGCCCUUGGUGCUAUUUCUCUCCCAGCAGCACUUCCAACUCUAGGAAGUUGAAGUAAACAUUGAAGAUGUUUGUUUCUGUUGCUAUUUCCUUCUUAGGCAACUGCACUGAACUGGAUGGGUUCUCUUACAAUUUAUUCCCUACCUCUUGCUGUCACCCAUUUUUCACUUAAAACAUCUGGGUAAAGCAUAAAACUGUGAUCUUCUAAUAUCUUCCAAAUGCCUCUUUCGAAGUAAUGCUGCUUAUCCAGUGGUUUGUGGAAAUAAUUAAAAAUCAAAGUGUUCCAGCUACCUAGUUAUGCUUCCAGUAUCGGACAGUAACAGUUUUGAUGGAGGCUGCUUUGAUGAGUGUUGCCAGCAAUGGGAUCUAUUUUGAAUAUGCUAGAAGUUGCUCUGGGAAAAUUCUAGCAGUUCCUCUUUUAAACAUUUUUAAAGGGGGCAAAUUAUUGGUUAAGGUAUUUCCAGCAUUUUCUGAGCCAGUGCAGGGUCAUUUCUCCUUUCCAACAAUUGUGAUUAAUUUCUAUUCAGCCCUAACAUUCCUGACUACUUGUACUGCCUUACUGAACAGCACUGAAACAAAAGUAUUUUCUUUAUCCAGAACAGACUUAUCAGACGUCUUGAUUUCUCACUCAACAUAUCCUUUUUAGGCAGUGGCUUUUAUGUAUAACAACAUUCAAAAGUUGUCUCAACUACAAAAGUUAAUGCAGUCUGAAUUCCAAGAUAUGCACAUUAUAGAUACCAAACCAAAUUAUUCCAUAAUAGUAUAUGCUCUCAUUUUGAGAUUUUGAAACUCACUAACUAUAUGAAGAAGCUGUGCCUAAACAUUUAAAACUUGUUCAGUUUUUGGGGAUUUCCCUAUAAAUUGUGGGCAUGAAGUUUGUCAUAACAUACAUGUGGACAAUUCCUGUAAAUAUUACAAUUCCUAUCACCCCUUGCCAACAUAGCUAAUAAUGAGGAAUUUUGACUUAUAAUCCCCAAACAACUGGAAGGCCAUAAUUGUUCAGCUUUCAUCUGAGUGUGGCUCUGAAUGGCAUUAGACUGAAGACUCUCCUGCAGUUUAGUAACAUUAAUGUACAAUGUGUUAAAUAUAUCAAGGUUAUCAGAAAUCACUGGUUAUUUUAUCAGUUGAGUGAUAGUAUGUUAAUUUCACUCUACAAAGCCACUUACAUAUAGGAGAGCUAUUGAUAUAUUUAAUAUGGCAGAUAGCUUUGAAGCUAGCUUUUAAGGCAGCCUCAUGUGUCUUCAUUAUUAUUCAUGGUGUCUUUGAUAUAGAAAAGGUUUUCCCCUGACAUUAAGUUCAGUCGUGUCCGACUCUGGGGAUUGGUGCUCAUCUCUAUUUCUAAGCCGAAGAACCAGCAUUGUCUGUAGACAUCUCCAAGAUCAUGUGGCUGCCAUGACUGCAUGGAGCGCCGUUACCUUCCUGCCAGAGCUGUACCUAUUGAUCUACUCACAUUUGCAUGUUUUCGAACUGCUGGGUUGGCAGAAGCUGGGGCUAACAGCGGAAGCUCAUGCCCCCUCCCCAGAUUCAAAUCUGUGACCUUUUGGUUAGCAAGUUCAGCUCCAUUGAUAUAGAUAACAAAGCGGAAAUGGGCAUCCCAGUUCUUUACACUUUUAUUUAAACUAAAUUGUGAUGAUUCAGUGAUUUACAAAUAAAUGCACAGGAAUGUGAGCAACUUGUGGCUUUCCAAAUACUGGAUUGCCAUUCUUGAUAUUAUUUGCAGUUGUUUGUGCUAGAAGGACUGCAAGUUGUUCGCUCCUGCUUUAGGCUGCAUGUUAGGUUAUGUCAGGAUAUGUUAAGCUCGUAUCACCAUCCCUCUGCACUAAGAACACUGCCCAAUGGACUGUGUUGUUUGCUGCAAUCUAAUGCGUAAGACAAUUGUCUUAUUUUUUUCUUUGAUUUACAGUGUUUGAGAUAAACCAAGAGAUUUUUAAAAGCAUACUUUGACAAAGUGAUCUUAAAAACCUUGCAGUAUUGUGGCCUUUUAAAUUAAGCACACCUCAGUUAAAAAAGAUGAACUGAUUUAAAUGUGAUUAUGAUUGAAUUAAUUCAGAAGAAGCUAAGGAAUCUUCCUGCCUGGCAGAAAGUGGUUGAACUGGGUGGCCUUAGCGCUCUCUUCCAACUCUAGGAUUCUAUGAUAUACUUAUCAUCUCUCUCUCUCAAUCCUAUCAUAUCUAUGGCCUUAAUAAAAUUUAAUUCAAACACCAUCAUUAAUGUUGUAAGUUUGAGUGGCAAUCCAGAAACAACACUAGUUUCUUCUUUAUUGUGAACAACACUGGGGGGCAGCUGUGAAAGUUGUUUUGCCUAUUCCUCUUUUCCUGCAGUUAAGGGAAACAUAACCAUGGUUAAUACUGACUAGAAUUUCUUAUAUUUUGGCUCUAAAGAUGUUAUGAUAUGUAUUCAUCUCCGGUGCUUCAGGUUGUUAGAGAUAUUUCCCAUGGAAUUGUGGUUGUAGUGAUAGGUCUUUGCUCUCUGAAAGAACAAUCAGACAUUAUUUGAGCAAGAUUUUGAUCUCUUCACUUUCAGGAUCAAUGUUAUCUCCACACUGACAUAUGAAAUGGGUUUUUAUGGAUUUUCUUUCUUGUAAAAAACUUCCUUUGAGAAUAUAUACAGAAAAAGUCGAGCUUUUUUUUUAUCUUGCGGUGAGGGUGUAUAUCUGAAAAAUUAACAAGAUGUGAAGCAAAAAAAAAAAUUCUUGAAUAUUUGGAAUGAAUUUCCUUCUAAAGCUUGGUCAGCUUUAAUAUUGAAAUUCACCAAAGAGGAAUUGAGAAAUCUGUAGUUAGAACUGUUGAAUUUGGCUUUAAAUUGAUUUGUGUUACGGAGAACACAUACCAAUAAAACAAAAUAUAUUAGAAAUAUACUUAUGGAUCACUGUGCUUUAUCCACAUAACACUAACUUUUAAAAUUGGGUUGUUGACUGAUAUAUUGAUAACUUUUGAGACUUUUAAUUUGGUUCUUACAAAGAGCUUUAUAUUCUUAGAAUGGAUUUUCAAAUCUGCUUUGUUUCAUUUUUGUGGGAUCUGAGCUAAUGUGACUUUAUAUUGCACUAACAGGUAGUGAAAACUAGCUGAUUUUCUAGUCUUGACAAGUUUCCUUAUCUGAAUGCAAGAGUCUGAAUAUUUGUUCAAUACAUGCUAACAGGUGAAUUGUACUGCUUUUAGUAUUCAAAACAGUUUGCUUCCUGCACUAUUUUAUUGCUGAUACUAAAAAAACCUCUAAGUUCUUUAUUUAAGAUAAUAAUUUUCCCUGUGCAAGCUAUCCUCUAAUUUUACAUCUGGUCAUUAGUAUCCCAUUCUCUGCACAAAGGCGUAGCAUCCAUUUAGGCAGUCUAGAACAUCACUAAGGCUGCAAUUAUAUGUGCAAUUGUUGCUGUUUAAGUUCCUGACUUCUGACUUAUGGUGACCCUAAAGUAAACUAGGUUUUUGAAGCAAGAUUUGUUCAGAGGGAGUUUGCCUUUGCCUUCCUCUGAGGCUAAGAGAGUGUGACUUGCACAAGGAUAGCCGGAGUGUUUCUGUGAACAAGCAAGGAGACAAACCCUGGUCUCCAAAGUUAUAGUCCAGCUCUCAAACCACUACAGCAUUUAGCUAACAGUAAAUCCUGCUGAACAAUGGGACUUACUUUCAAGAAAACAUGGGACAUAAUUGUGUUGUACAAAAUACUGAUGGGCAAAGCCAAACUGUCAAGAUCGAAAUUUUGGAAAACACACCUCAACUACGAUCAUUUUAUCACAAGAUAUUAAAGCAGACACAGUAUUUUAAAACGUCUUUAAAUUUAAUCACAUUGCCUGAAUCUGCGGAAUGCACUAAGUUGUAGCCAACUACUGCCUUCUUGGCCAUAUGUGAACUUUGCUGACAAUACAAAUUAAAGUAAUUUUAAAUGGACUCGUUAAA
Messenger RNA from Anolis sagrei ordinatus, 5849 nucleotides. RefSeq names its product SFT2 domain containing 3 (gene SFT2D3). NCBI's taxonomy places the organism in Eukaryota, Metazoa, Chordata, Lepidosauria, Squamata, Anolidae. The record is from RefSeq and is a predicted model, not a curated record. Gene Ontology annotation, cellular component: membrane. Gene Ontology annotation, biological process: vesicle-mediated transport.